UGUAUGUGACAGUUCAUGUUUAAAAAUUCUUUUUGUUUUAUAGGUCUGUUAUCAUUUGGAGUAAAAGAAUCUGCAUGGGUGAAUAAAAUUUUCACUGCUAUUAACAUCUUGGUCCUACUCUUUGUUAUGAUUUCUGGUUUUGUGAAAGGAGAUGUUGACAACUGGAGAAUAAGUGAAGAAUAUCUCAUAGACCUUUCUGCAAUAACAGAGAAUUUUUCAUCCUACAAGAAUGUGACAAGUAUAUAUGGGAGUGGUGGCUUUAUGCCAUAUGGUUUCACAGGAACAUUGGCUGGUGCUGCAACCUGUUUUUAUGCUUUUGUAGGAUUUGACUGCAUUGCAACAACUGGAGAAGAGGUCAAGAAUCCUCAGAAAGCCAUACCCAUUGGGAUUGUGGUGUCCUUGCUCGUCUGCUUCAUGGCCAAUUUUGGAGUUUCAGCUGCACUGACUCUUAUGAUGCCAUAUUAUCUGCUAGAUGAGAAAAGUCCUCUGCCAGUAGCAUUUGCGUAUGUUGGAUGGGGUCCUGCAAAAUAUGUUGUAGCAGUGGGAUCCCUCUGUGCUUUGUCUACAAGUCUUCUCGGCUCUAUGUUCCCUUUGCCCCGAAUUCUGUUUGCCAUGGCACGCGAUGGUUUACUCUUUAGUUUUCUUGCCAAAGUGAGUAAGAGGCAGGCACCAGUUUUUGCCACCUUGACAGCAGGGGUCAUCUCUGCUAUUAUGGCAUUUCUGUUUGACUUAAAGGCUUUAGUGGACAUAAUGUCUAUUGGCACACUUCUUGCUUACUCACUUGUGGCAACCUGUGUCCUCAUUCUUAGGUACCAACCCAGUUUAACCUAUGAGCAACCCAAAUAUUCCCCAGAAAAAGCAGCCUUGGCUGCAUCAGAAUCUGCUGUAAGUGAAUCACAGAUAAAUAUGAUACAGAAGAGUCACUUCAGUCUUCAGACUCUGAUUAAUCCAUCCAGUUUACCUACAGAACAGACUGCAACUACUGUUAACUGUUUAGUGGGUCUGUUAGCUUUCUUGGUUUGUGGCUUGAGUGCACUCACUACAUAUGGGACUCAUUUCAUUGCUAACUUGGAGCCCUGGAGUACUGGCCUUCUUGCUGCAUUGGUGGUGUUCUUCAUAGUUACCAUUCUCCUCAUCCAAAGGCAGCCUCAGAACCAGCAGAAAGUGGCCUUUAUGGUUCCAUUGUUGCCAUUUUUACCAUCACUCAGUAUCCUGGUAAAUAUUUAUCUAAUGGUACAGUUAAGUGCAGACACUUGGAUCAGGUUUAGCAUCUGGAUGGCACUUGGUAAGUAUAUCUGCUCAUUUAAAUCUCCUCCUUUGUUAGGACUGAUGAAUCCUGUCUUAGAUAAUUCAAUACUUUGCCUUUAAACAUUGGAACAAAAGUCUAUGUUUUAGUAAAAUCGUUUAGUAUUUCUAGUAAAAAAAUAAAUCACGCUUUAGAAGGGAUAUGUAUAUAUAGCCAAAACCGUGAAAAUAGUUUUGAGGUAAUAGGAAGAAUCAAAGUUAUAGAAUUAAUUCCAGUAAGUUACAGUACUUUUAUUUCUUGUCUACUUAGCUAAAUGUGUGCUGAAAUCUUUUUUGUAACAGUCUUCUUUUUGCUAUAUCAGACAUUCUCCUUUAAGAUAUGGAAAACUGCAUUGAUUUUAUGUAGUCAUAAAUUAGAGAUACUAGUUUCCAUGACUUGGCCUAGGGAGCCUGCUUUGGCGGGGGGUUGGACUCGAUGACCUUUAGAGGUCCCUUCUGACCCCUACAAUUCUGUGAUUCUGUUAGAACAAUCAGUUAUGCAAAAAUGAUGCACUGGAAUUUAGCAUCUCUACUUCCUGUACAAAGAGGGAAGACCUGAAGGUUGAGCUAUCAUUCUUAUACCUGGCUUUGGAAAAUUUACUCAGCCAGACAGUAAAAAAUAAUGACUUUCUGAUGCACUACUUGCCUAAAAACCC
Meleagris gallopavo (turkey) is the source of this 1940-nucleotide messenger RNA. NCBI's taxonomy places the organism in Eukaryota, Metazoa, Chordata, Aves, Galliformes, Phasianidae. The record is from RefSeq and is a predicted model, not a curated record.